UUCUCAGGCCGCGUAGGGGACCAUUCACACCCCGCUGUCGGUGUUUAGCGGAUGGGGCUCUCAGCCUGAGCCGGAGGGAGGAGGAGGAGGAGAAAGAUGACCGGUAACCCGUGUGCCCGCAGGCUGGCCCGGCGCUCCAAGUCCGCCCUGCUGAUUGCGGCUUUGGCGGUGCUGCUGGUCCAGACUCUCAUCGUGUGGAACUUCAGUAGCCUGGACUCCGCAGGCGGCGGGGACGGAGGCGCCAGGAGUCGGGAGAAGAGAGAGGAGCAAGCCGGGGGGCUCAACAAAGCAGACAAGGAGCACCCGCGGAGGGGACUGCAAAAGAAGGACGACCCGCCGCCGCUCGGCAAGGCGGCCGUACGACACAAGCUGCAAGCGGAUGCCUACCAUUCCCACCGUCCCAAAGAGAAACUCCACCUGGACAGCAACAACAACGAGAACUCAGUCCCUAAAGACUUUGACACCAUCGACAGCAACAGCAACCUGGGAACCCGAUCCCAACGCCAGCGGUUUCCACUCGCCAAUGGCAAGCGCAAGCUGGACAAGGCCCAAGCACAGAGCAUGCUGGGAAAACCUGCAAACGAGGUCCUCAAGUUCCCUCCCGUACAACCCAGAGGGGUGGGGAACCAUCACAACCGCAGCCACGUCCGUAAAACCCACCCCCAGGUUCCAACGCUCCCAACACAGGUGCAGGGGUCCAAUCAGUUUCACACGGCGAGGAGGUCAUCUACGCCGCCGCCGCCCGGUGUGGUGGCGAGGAAGGAGCAGCUGCAGUGCGAGAUCAGCGGGAAGGAAGCCAUUUCUGCUCUGUCCCGGGCCAAGAGCCGCGAGUGUCGGCAGCAGAUAGUGGAGAUCUACUGCAAACACAAAAACAAAGCCCUGAUGCCGGAGAAAGUGCCUCGCUACUGCCCCAUAGAAGGUAAGGCCAAUGUGAACAUACAGUGGGACGAGGACCCCUCGGGAUCCGCCCAGCAGGUUCCAGCCCGGAUGGCCUUCGUCCUGGUGGUCCACGGUCGAUCCUCGCGUCAGUUCCAGCGUCUCUUCAAAGCCAUCUACCACACCUCGCACUACUACUACAUCCAUGUGGAUCAGAGGUCCAACUACCUCUACAAAGAGGUCCUGUCUCUGGCCGGACUUUAUCCCAACGUCCGGGUGACUCCCUGGCGGAUGUCCACCAUCUGGGGCGGGGCCAGCCUGUUGACUAUGUACCUGCGCAGCAUGGAGGACCUUCUCAAAAUGUCCGACUGGUCCUGGGACUUCUUCAUCAACCUCAGCGCCGCAGACUACCCAAUCAGGACCAAUAAGCAGCUGGUGGCAUUCCUGUCCAAGUACCGCAACAUGAACUUCAUCAAAUCUCACGGCAGAGACAACGCACGAUUCAUCCGUAAGCAGGGUCUGGACCGUCUCUUCCUCGAGUGUGACACGCACAUGUGGCGUCUCGGGGACCGUAACAUCCCAGAGGGCAUUGCGGUGGACGGAGGCUCUGAUUGGUUCCUGCUGAACCGGCCUUUCGUGGACUACGUGGUGAAUUCCAGGGACGAGCUGGUCAGCAGCAUGAAGCGCUUCUACGCCUACACACUGCUGCCUGCUGAGUCAUUUUUCCACACGGUGCUGGAGAACAGCGCCCACUGUGAGACGAUGGUGGACAACAACCUGAGGCUCACCAACUGGAACCGCAAGCUGGGAUGUAAAUGUCAGUACAAACACAUCGUGGACUGGUGCGGCUGCUCGCCCAACGACUUCAAGUCCUCCGACCUGCCGCGCUUCCAGCAAGCGGCGAGACCCACCUUUUUCGCCAGGAAGUUUGAGGCCAGCGUGAGCCAGGAAAUCAUCAACCAGCUGGACUCCUACCUGUUUGGAUCCCACCCCCCGGGAACUGUGGGCCUCCAGGCCUACUGGGAAAACAUCUAUGAGCAUGAGACAGACGGCCCCGCCAGUCUAUCAGACUCCACGCUCAGCCACUAUCACGCCUUCGCUCGUAUGGGACUGUCCCGUGCCGCCAGCUCGCUGCAGGGACACCCCAACGACAACAGCUGCAGGUUCAUGGCCACCAGCCACCCCGUGUCAGUGCACCUCUACUUCCUGUCCGACAAGUUCCAAGGCUACCUGCUGCGCCACGUGGCCACCAACCGCGCCUCCGCCCAGCUGGAGAGCCUGGAGACCUGGGUGACCUCCAAAGACCACUUCACCCCCGCCAGCCCCCCACACCCCAACAACAGGCUGCAACACGUCCAGGUUGGGGCGGACUGGGACCCUAAGGAGCGUCUCUUCAGGAACUGGGGGGGUCUGCUGGGCCCCAAGGACGAGCCGGUGGCUGUGCAGCGCUGGAGCCGCAGCCAGAGCAACCUGACGGCCACCGUGGUGUGGAUCGACCCCACCAACGUCAUCGCCGCUACCUACGACAUCCUGGUGGACGCCUCCGCCGAGGUCACGCACUACCGGCCGCCUCUCACCCCCCCGCUGAGGCCCGGCCUGUGGACACUCAGGGUGCUGCACCACUGGAACCUGCUGGGCCAGACCAGCUUCAUCGUGGCCCCGCUCGAGUUCCACCGGCAGCAGCCCCUCCAGCAAGAGGACGCCCUGCGGCUGCACAGCGGCCCGCCCAGGAACUCCUACAUGGAGCAGAGCUUCCACGGCCUGAACCCAGUGCUGCGGCUGCCCGUGAGUCUGGGCGCUGUGGAGGAGGCGGAGGCCAACGCCGGCCUGACGGGGGCGCCACUGCGUCGCUGGCUGGACGGCCUGCUGGAGGGCCACUGGUCGGCCGCAGACGUCUGCUCCAUGGGCCCCAGCGUGUGUCCUGUCAUGCAGCGCUGCCGGCUCACCGCCUGGAGCUCCACCAGCCCCGACCCAAAGUCUGAGCUCAGCCCGCCCAGAGAGGACGGGCGGAUCAGGUAGCAGACAUACGGACUGAGGGAGGACACGAGGAGCACAUGAAGGAAGACACACAUCCUGUCUGAUAUUUAUUUAUUUAAAAGUGUGUGCAACGUCACAGUGAAAGAAAGUGGAUUAAUUAAACUCUGGAGGCAGAGGCGGGUAGAAGAGAGGAAGAAUCUCCUUCAGUCCUCAUUCAGUCUGCUGCUCUCACUGUUGCUUGGGACAUCAUGCUGUGUGUGAGUGUGUGGGUGUGAAUAAGUGUGUGUUGAAGUGGUGUGUCAGAAGAACUCUAUACCUCCCGAUGUGAGCGUUUCCCUGGGUGACGGUAGGCAAGUGUUACAUGUUCAGAUGCUGAACGCUAAAACAGCUGCUCAUUAUAGACCAAUUCAUACUUUCUGUGUCCAUGAAGGUCCCGAGCCCCCUGGAACAGCGCCUAGCCUUGAGCUAAUUCUUGUAGUGGCCAAACAUUGGAAUUAUAACUUUCGUGUCAGUCUCGAAAUGUCAUUGGGCACAAAGAGACUUUUUUUGGUUGACGUACAGCACGCCUCUGACUGGAAGAAAAGAGAACAAAAUUAACAAACUGUAUAACAGCUUUAAAGCUUUCCAAUACAAAUUCGUCAUAUUUAUUUUAUUUCAGAACUUUGUCCCAAAAUUACCAUUUCCUUCAAAACAAAACAAAUGUCUGUGCCAUGUCUGAAUCCUCUUUAUACCCUCGUCUGGUCUUUUAUUCAGAAGAGGGCAUACAACAUUUUACAAGUUAGUGAUUCAUAUUUCAUAUUCUGCAAUUUGAUUGUUUUUUGGACAAAUACAUCUGCCUUUGUUUCUAAAGGCGUUCAAGUGUUUUCCAGGACUGAGGGUAAAGUUUGUCGGUCAGGUUUGUGUUGUUGGAUAAGUUUCUCCUUUUUCGGCUCGAAUUCAAACUUCACCGUUUUUUACAACCACGGCGAUAAAGCAUUACAUCCAUUAAAAAAAAUGUAUUUAUUGGACAUUUGUUGGGCUGUCUCUGUUGGUUACAACACUGUGUAUAACUUGGUCUCAAUUGUUUAUUUUUAGUCCGUGAUAAUGAAAUGAUUGGAUGGAAAAAUGUUAAAAAAGUACAUAUAAAAUGAGUUAUACAGACAAAUAAGUUACAUAAACUGAAAAAUGUAAGCAGAAAUUUGUUUCACAAUUAAUAUUCCUGUGUUAGGAAUAUCAUAUUGCAGUACUCUGAAAAGUUAUAGGGUUAAAAACAAACCCUCUAAAAUGUUUGGUUCCUUCCAUACUAAACAACAUUUACACAAAAUAUUUCCCUGAGUGUUGAGUUUGAGUGCAGUGCGGGGGGAGCGGAGGAGACCACCAACACAUUUUAUGCACCUUUUAGAUUUCCAUGCUUCUCUGUGAUGGACAUCGUGCCAGGACGUUAAAUAUUCAAAGGGUUGCGCCAGUUAGGAUGAAGGUUACACUGUGAGGCUUUUAGGAGCAGUGAUGCAUCAGACGCUUAUGUAAACAACAACAGGUUUAAUAGCAUUAUUUUAAAGACUUGGCUAAUAUUUUUUUUAAUGGCUGUAGGAAGUUAAUUCAACUCUAAUUCAAUCUGUUGGUUAAAACAGUUUUGGUUAUUACUGGAUUCAAUUUUAAGUUCAGUUGCAUUGGAUAGAGUGUUCCCACCUGCUUUCAGUCUUCUUAUUUGCAUUUGUUUUAUUUGCAGCAAGAAAGGAUCGAAUAGUCUCCUUAAAAUGUCCAAGCAUUAUUUUUAACCCACCUUACACAUGUUACUUUUUGUUACCAAUUAACAAAUCCUGAUCCUCGCUGGUGCAAUCCAUCUUUAGUUUGAUACUAUAAAAUCUACUAUUUUUUGGUAAAUUAUUUCAAUGUGUGUAGUUGCCAUAAGAAUAUAACUGGGACCAAAACUGGAGAGUAGUGGUUUUUUUGUUUUUACCCUUGAGGUUGAAGCUGAGAAUGAUUGUUGUUCUGUGACAGUCAGCACUUUAUAUAUAGCAUAUAAUGGUUACAAAAAGGAUAGUGACUACUAUAUACAGUGGGGAGAACAAGUAUUUGAUACACUGCCGAUUUUGCAGGUUUUCCUACUUACAAAGCAUGUAGAGGUCUGUAUGUUUUAUCAUAG
Molecule: messenger RNA, 4978 nt
Organism: Eleginops maclovinus (Patagonian blennie)
Lineage: Eukaryota; Metazoa; Chordata; Actinopteri; Perciformes; Eleginopidae
Product: xylosyltransferase 1-like
Exons: 11
Coding region: 97-2895 (932 amino acids)
Biological process (GO): heparan sulfate proteoglycan biosynthetic process; chondroitin sulfate proteoglycan biosynthetic process
Cellular component (GO): membrane
Molecular function (GO): protein xylosyltransferase activity
Source: RefSeq, a predicted model, not a curated record